Peniophora sp. CBMAI 1063 is the source of this 603-nucleotide messenger RNA. The record is from the annotation of a GenBank genome assembly. Lineage: Eukaryota; Fungi; Basidiomycota; Agaricomycetes; Russulales; Peniophoraceae.
AUGCUGGUUCUUUCGUCUUCCCUCAGGCAUUUAGUCAUCUCCGUCGAUCGUAUCAUGGCCGACAGCCCACCCAAACGAACGCAUGAAGACGUCAGCACCAUCCCCAACAUCGAUGGCCAGUAUCGUGCGACCAAGUUCAGGUCGCCGGACGGUCUUUGGGCAGGACGCUUUCCUAGCGGACGACUGCGUGAACAUCCCGCAAAUGGCCAAGGGAGAGCGCUCAACGCCCGCUCCGCGAUCUCACGUCUUACGGGCACCUCUGGGAUAAAUGUUGAAAACCAAUCUUCUCAGGGCUACAAGCUGCUGCCUACCUCCAUAGGCCAAUGCGCGAUGGAAGAUUGCAUACAAGGUGGGCCAGACCAGCCUAUUCAGCAGGGUCAAACGUACCCAUUGGACGACUUCGUAUUUGAGCCCGAAUUGGGAGGCUCCUCAAACCCUGAUUGUGGUGCAACUAUCUCGAGUGAGGAACAGCAGGAACUGCCUUCGCUGGGUGUCCUCAAGUUCUUCCAACUAAGCUGUCUCGCACUCUUCUGGCUUGCGAUUAUGUGUGCAGCUUAUGUCGUGGAGUGGGUGAAGCAGAGUGCGGCUGGAGCAGUUGCGUAG